Molecule: messenger RNA, 846 nt
Organism: Penicillium cinerascens
Lineage: Eukaryota; Fungi; Ascomycota; Eurotiomycetes; Eurotiales; Aspergillaceae
Product: glycosyltransferase family protein
Exons: 2
Coding region: 1-846 (281 amino acids)
Biological process (GO): dolichol-linked oligosaccharide biosynthetic process
Cellular component (GO): UDP-N-acetylglucosamine transferase complex
Source: RefSeq, a predicted model, not a curated record
AUGGCUUCCACUUUGUGGCUGCUCUGGAAGCUCUUUUGGAAGCUUCUCGGCCCAAUAACUACCAUUGCUAUUCUUGCUGUCCUCAUCAUCAUCGUCUCGUUGACAUACUCGCAGAAUGCCCCGAUCCCCCAAGUUCGCCGGAAGAACCAGCCCGUUCACCUGCUCCUGGUGCUCGGAAGCGGUGGACAUACAACAGAGAUGUUCUCCAUGCUAAAAAACAUACCCCUUGAUCCCACGCUUUACACAUACCGGACCUACGUCGUGAGCUCGGGGGAUAACUUCAGCGCCGAGAAAGCCAGAGAAUUCGAGGCCGAUUUCCUUGAAAAAAGCAACAUACUCUCCGAGAACUACACAAUCGUCACGAUCCCUCGAGCACGACGUGUUCACCAGUCAUACUGGACCGCUCCAUUCUCUACUAUCCACUGCCUCUGGGCCUGUUUCGAGGUGCUCCUGGGGCGAUAUCCGGGUCAGAAGCGAUUGCCCCCAAGAUAUCUCUCACCCCAGCCUGAUCUCAUCCUUACGAAUGGCCCGGCCGUGGGAUUGUGCAUUGUUAUCGCAGCGAAAAUCAUCCGAUUCUGCGAAUUCGUCUCCCGCUGGAUGUCCGGCAGUAGUUCUAGGCCGGCUGUUUCACGACUAAGAACCAUGUUUGUGGAAUCAUGGGCCCGCGUCAGUGGCCUAAGCACCACUGGAGUUCUGCUGCUUCCAUUGGCUGACGUUUUCCUCGUUCAAUGGCGGUCUCUUGCUGGGCGGCAGGCAUGGCCGGGGAUGAAGAAGACCCAGUAUGCGGGCUGGGCCGUGCUACCAAGUCCUGGUGGCAAACAACGUAUUAAAGACGUUCAUGAAUAA